GGCUCCAAUUGUUGUUGUUCCAUCGGUUGCUACGGUCGGCGCGUUAAUAUCGCUCCCGGAAUAAUUCGGACAUAGGCAUAAUAUGAAUUAAAGCAUUAUCGGAUUAGGGAGCACGCGAUCGAAAAGCGAAAUGGCAGCCGCAACGGAUAUAGCAGUGGAGACCAAACUGGGUAAUGGAAGUGCGGGCGGUGCUCCGAUUAUGAACGGAAAUGGAGUGGCUGGCGGCAUUGCGGAAUCUGUCAGCGCCGUGUUUGAGGAGAAAAUGAAACUAGAACUGGAACAGGACCAGGACCAGGACCAGGAUGAUUUGGAGCAGCAGGAGGAGAGCACGGGAGAGGUGACGGCAGUGCCACGGUACGGUCUCAAGCUGGGAUUCGAUCACGUGUGGCCGGAAAAGAGGAUCCAAAAUGUGAGGGCCUCCAUUAGGCAGACGCUGCCCAUGGUGCCGCUGGUGUGCAGAUAUGCGGCCUACUACUGGAAAGUGUCGCGUGAAGGUCGUCGGGUGUACAUGGACUACUACUACAUGGAGAACGGCAAGCAGAUCUAUGGAGUGCCCAUCGGCGGAAUCGGAGGCGGAACCAUUGGCCGGGGCUAUGCCGGCGAGUUUUGUCGCUUCCAGAUGCGACCAGGGAUCUACGAGUACAACGUGGUCCACGCCAAUCAGUUCAUUGUGACCAUCAAGGACCCAAAAGGAUGCACCAUUUUCCAGAGUCUCCUCUCGAAGUGCAGCACUAGAGGCAGCGGUAGCAGCGGUAAUCCGGCGGAUCCGGACGCCGAUGGGGAGAAAACUAAAUGUCAACUGCCCAAUUGCAGCAGUCGCCCCAAGCAGCCACUGAGUGCCUGGCACUCGAACAUCGAGGACUCGAGGUGCCGGUACACCGGCCUCUAUCCGCGCUCCUGGACCGAGUACGAUCUCUCCCACUACGGGGUCCGGCUCAUUUGCCGCCAGGUGUCUCCGGUCAUACCCCAUGAGUACCGGGAGUCGAGCCUCCCCUGCGCCGUCUUUGUCUGGGACGUGGAGAACGUGUGCGACCAGGAGCGCAAGGUGUCCAUCACCUUUACCUUCAAGAACGGCACUGGUAACAAGAAGCAGGAUGCCGAGGGCGGAGCCGAGUCCCAGUUGAUCAGCGAGGGCAAUGCCAAGGGGGUGGCCAUUCGGCAGAAGAUUGCCGAGAUGCCGUGCAGCUACAAUUUGGCCUGCCGGGUCCGCCCGGAGAUCAGCAUCUCGCGGUGCCCCCAGUUCGAUCCCGCCGGCAACGGAGAGCAGCUGUGGGCCCAGCUGAAGGAGCACGGCCAGCUGAAUGAGCAGCCCACCCCGGAGAGCCUCAAAACCAAGGACAUUGGUGUGGCUGUCUGUGCUCAGGUGGCCCUUAAGCCGAAGGCCUCGCACAAGCUGGAGUUCGUACUGGCCUGGGACAUGCCCAAGAUCCAGUUCCCCAGGAAGAUGCAGACCCACACGCGCUACUACACCAAGUACUUUGAUGACAGCGGCGAGUCGGGUCCCAAGAUCUGCGAGUAUGCCCUGAAGCAGUACCCCAGUUGGGAGCGAUUGAUUGACGCCUGGCAGCGUCCAAUUCUCAAUGAUGAAACCCUUCCCGACUGGUACAAGUGCGCCAUUUUCAAUCAACUCUACUUCAUCUCGGAUGGUGGAACCAUUUGGCUCAAGUGCGAGUCCUCCCUGGGCAAGGAGCUGAGCUAUGAUGACCCCAGACUGGCGUACGGUCGCUUUGGCUACUUGGAGGGGCACGAGUACCGGAUGUACAACACCUACGACGUCCACUUCUACGCCUCGCCAGCUCUGGCCCAUCUCUGGCCGAACUUGCAGGUUAGUCUGCAGUACGACUUCAAGGAUGCCAUUGCUGCCGAGCUGACCGACACCAGGAAGAUGCUCUACGACGGCAAGGUGAUGCCCCGGAAGGUCAAGAACUGUGUCCCCCACGACUUGGGCGAUCCGGAUGAAGAACCCUUUACUCUCAUUAACUGCUACAACAUUCACGAUGUGAACGAUUGGAAGGAUCUCAAUACCAAGUUUGUGCUGCAGGUCUACCGGGACUACUACGUCCUCAACGAACUUGCCCAGGCCCAGGCCGAUAAUGCCAGCAAGUUCAGCUCCAUCGAGUUCAUAGACAAGGAGAGCCUCUACGAGAUGUACAGCCAGGACAACAAACGCAAGAACUCCUCCGAUGAGAAAAAGCAGAACCGCAAGUCUGCCUCCAUGUACAUCAAUGAGACCAAUGGAAGAGUCUAUCUGAUGGACGCUAUCGGUUACCUCAAAGCCAUGUAUGCCUCCUGCAAGGCUAUCAUGGAACGAACCAUCGAGUACGACAAGGACAAUGAUGGCCUAAUCGAGAACACCAAGAUGCCGGACCAGACCUACGACUCCUGGGUGAUGGACGGUCCCAGUUCCUACUGCUCUGGGCUUUGGUUGGCCGCGUUACAGGCCAUGUCAGCCAUGGCUACGAUUCUGGACCAGCCUAAUGACUGCAUGCGGUAUCAGGACAUCCUGGAAAAGGGCAAGCGGUCGCUGGAGGAGAAGCUCUGGAACGGUAGCUACUACAGGUUUGACUUGUCGCACAGUCACCGGGACACGAUUAUGGCCGAUCAGCUUUGCGGUCAUUGGUAUCUAAAGUCCUGCGGAUUCGACUACGAGAUCUAUCCAAAAGAAAACGUGCGCACGGCCCUGAAGAGGAUCUACGACAACAAUGUGAUGGGCUUCCAUGACGGCAACAUUGGAGCGGCCAAUGGGUUUAUCGCCAAUGCCAGCGAUCCCUCAAAACCCGGCCAUGUGGACAACAGCAACAUCCAGGCGGAAGAAGUGUGGCCAGGUGUAGUCUACGCCCUGGCGGCCACCAUGAUCCAGGAGGGGAUGUUCGAGGAGGCGUUCCAGACCGCAGGCGGCAUGUACAAGACAAUCUCGCAGCGCAUCGGCAUGAACUUCGAGACUCCGGAGGCUCUUUACGGCGAGAAGAGAUACCGCUCCAUUGGCUACAUGAGACCAUUGAGCAUCUGGUCGAUGCAGGUGGCCCUGGAGAGGCGGCGUGCCCAGCGGGACUAAGUCUCCAGAAUGGAGAGAGUACAAUCUAAUCCCAAGUUUCUUCUUCACGUGCUACACAACCAAAGAUACUUCUAAGCCAGCACAAACAUAGCCCUUAGUUUAUUACCUUUUUUGUCGAGGUUGAAUGUGGAAACGAGCUUAAUCCGAAGCAAUCGAUGGAUGGUAUUAAAAUCUAUAGCUUUAUGUAUACUUUUAAGCUAGGAUCUGUUGGCUGCGCUUACUCCAUGUCUUCUCUAGCUGUAAAGCCACAAACACAAGUCAAACUGCUACUCUCUGUUGAAGUACAACUACGCAAUGGUAUUCAAAAGGAGCACAAGUCGUAUUUAAAUGUUAGCUAAGCAAAAUAUUUAAAUCAAUUAUAGAUGUUUCAAAUAAUUAUUUAUGUCUUAAGAAAGUAUUUCAAUGUGUAAACCUGUUGCUAUCUGCAAUAAAUGUGACCCAAACUGGUCAGCAAUUAAUCGUAA
Molecule: messenger RNA, 3519 nt
Organism: Drosophila bipectinata
Lineage: Eukaryota; Metazoa; Arthropoda; Insecta; Diptera; Drosophilidae
Product: non-lysosomal glucosylceramidase
Biological process (GO): carbohydrate metabolic process; glucosylceramide catabolic process
Cellular component (GO): membrane
Molecular function (GO): glucosylceramidase activity; beta-glucosidase activity
Source: RefSeq, a predicted model, not a curated record